AUGUCUCUAUAUCCUAGUCUUGAAGCUCUGACGAUUGGGAAGGAGGUGGAUGCUCAAAAUAAACUGGCUACUGCUCUGAUGUCUACUCCAGCGGCGUCCAACCCCGCUGGUGGUGGUGUAAACUAUGCUGCUUUGGCUAACGAAUUUUUGGGUCUUGACCUUUCCUUGGUUACAUACGAUGAGUAUGGUAACGCCUGUUAUGGUGGGCAACCUAACGCGGGCGCGGUGUCUAUUCACCCAGGUACUGCUGUUGCUUUUCCGAAUUCAAACGCCAUCACAAAUGUGGAUCCUGUUCACGUGUCACAGGGGGUUCGCGAAGUAACCGUGCGAAAGGGCAAGGAAGGCCUUGUGGGUCUUCAGUUGCGCGAUCAAGACCGUGGGGUGUUCGUAACCUACGUUGAGUCUGAUUCUCCAGCCGCGCAGGCUGGUCUUCGCUUCGGGGAUCAAGUCUUGAGGAUUAAUGCUCAAUAUACUGCUGGCAUGACUGGAAAAGAUGCAAUGAAUUUUAUUAAGAGAUCGUGUGGACCAACAGUUGAUAUUGUCAUACGUGAUCGCCCUCUUGAGCGCGUCGUUACUCUGGCAAAAGACAGUCUCGGAAGCUUGGGAAUUCUGAUCAAAAAUGGAGCAGUUGAAGCCAUUGUUAAGGAUUCAAGUGCUGCUAGGAAUGGCGUGCUAAUUAAUAGUCAGUUGGUGGAGGUUAAUGGAGUCAACGUACUCGGUUUAUCCGAUAGGAAAAUUCGUGAGCUGAUUAAAAUCUCUCCUCAGAAUGUCAAGCUGACACUUAUUCCCGGAUUUUACUAUCAACACCUUUCGAAAAAGCUCGGAAGGGGGUUAAUGAAGAAUAUGGACCGUUCCGAGCCAGUGGCAUGA
This is a messenger RNA of Hydatigera taeniaeformis, 870 nucleotides long. NCBI's taxonomy places the organism in Eukaryota, Metazoa, Platyhelminthes, Cestoda, Cyclophyllidea, Taeniidae. The record is from the annotation of a GenBank genome assembly.